GCUCAACAGCCUCUGCCCCAAGAAUGAGCUUUACCAGAAACCCUUCCCUGAUUCUGACAUGAAUUCUGAUGCUUGCUGAACCCCAACUGCUGGCUUCCAGGAGCGGGUACUAAGGGAGCCCUAAGGAGUCGCUGCUCAGGAGCAGCCAGCCCUUGAGUCCACCAUGAACUGGAGUGUUUUUGAGGGACUCCUGAGCGGAGUCAACAAGUACUCCACAGCCUUUGGUCGCAUCUGGCUGUCUCUGGUCUUCGUCUUCCGUGUGCUGGUGUACCUGGUGACAGCUGAGCGCGUGUGGGGAGACGACCAGAAGGAUUUUGACUGCAACACCAGGCAACCGGGCUGUACCAAUGUCUGCUACGAUGAGUUCUUCCCCGUGUCUCACGUGCGCCUCUGGGCUCUGCAGCUCAUCCUGGUCACCUGCCCCUCUUUGCUUGUGGUCAUGCAUGUGGCCUAUCGAAAGGCUCGAGAGAAGAAGUACCAGGAAAAGAUUGGUGAAGGUUACCUUUACCCGAAUCCCGGCAAGAAGCGGGGUGGACUCUGGUGGACAUACGUCUUCAGCCUCUCGUUCAAGGCCACCAUAGACAUUAUCUUCCUCUACCUCUUCCACGCAUUCUAUCCCAGAUAUACCCUCCCUUCUAUGGUCAAGUGCCAUGCGGAGCCGUGUCCCAACACAGUGGACUGCUUCAUUGCCAAGCCCUCCGAGAAAAACAUCUUCAUUGUCUUCAUGGUGGUCACGGCCGUCAUCUGCAUCCUGCUUAACCUUGUGGAGCUGAUCUACCUAGUGAUUAAGCGGUGUUCUGAGUGUGCGCAGCUGAGGAGACCACCCACUGCACAUGCAAAGAAUGACCCAAACUGGGCCAACUCUCCUAGCAAAGAGAAGGACUUCCUCUCAUGCGACCUCAUCUUUCUGGGCUCGGACGCUCACCCGCCUCUGUUACCAGACCGCCCUCGAGCCCACGUGAAGAAAACCAUUCUGUGAAGGGUCCCUAGACUGGACUGGCAGGGUGGGCAUGACCUGGAAGGUUCCAGAAUCUCUCAUGAAUGUAGCUGAUGGGGAGAAGAGCUGAGUUGGCAUUGGAGGCAAGCAAAAGGGAGGACUCCCAGAGCUUUGGGAUCCAGUUGUGCCUCCCGGCUGACUGGCCUUCGCUGAGUCACCCCUCUCCUCUGUACCUCCAUUUCCUUUUCUGUUAAAUAAACACACCGAGGGCCACUUCGCAGGGCUCCUGGGAGGGGAGUUUCACGAAGGCACCGAUGAGCAAAUGCCUUCCUGUGUGGCCCAGGGUGAGAGCUAAAUAAAGAUAAAUGGGUUUACAGAUUCAAGGUGUCCUUUGGGUCUUGGCCUUUGUACCCUUCCUGAAGUCAAGGGGUUUCCCUCUCCUCUAGAAAAGGAGUAUCUAACUUUUCCUCAGGGCUGUUCCAAAGCUAACCUUUUGUCCCAGCUGGAAGUCUGGGCUGUGGGUGUCUGCAGAGAUGAUGGAGUUUGGCAGAACCGUAUGUUGGGAUGGAAAACACCCAGACUCUGAGUAAGCGUGGCUGCAUCAGAACUCGGACAACUUCAGCUGAGUUCCUAAUGCAUUGCCUGUGGGGGUCACUGUGAGCAAUGGCAAGUACCUGGCACGACCAGAGUUAGCCAGCCAAAAAGGCCACGUACGUGUGAAUCACUGCUGUUAGGGAGUGCUCAAUAAUAAAUGCUUGUGUGAAGUGAA
Molecule: messenger RNA, 1706 nt
Organism: Mus musculus (house mouse)
Lineage: Eukaryota; Metazoa; Chordata; Mammalia; Rodentia; Muridae
Gene: Gjb5
Product: gap junction protein, beta 5
Exons: 2
Coding region: 164-979 (271 amino acids)
Biological process (GO): transmembrane transport; cell communication
Cellular component (GO): connexin complex; gap junction; plasma membrane
Source: RefSeq, marked validated